AUGGCCGCAGGUAUCGCGGUCGAGCUGCGGUUUCUGCGGUCGUUGAUGGAGGUGAGGUUGGAAGUUUUGCCGGUCGUGGAAGACUGGAAGAAAAAAAGGCAGACUCAGGGCGGUGAGGCAGAGAGAGAGAGAGAGAGGGAAAGAAAAGCAAAAAAAAAAAAAAAAAGGAAAAAGAACAACAACAACGACAACGACGACGACGUCGACCAAAGCGCAGCAGGCAAGAGACUGACAGACGGGCAAACACACGAUGAAGAAAGCGACAAGAAAGCUCCGCUUUUUGAGUACAGCAAAACCGCCAGACGAGGAAGAUUUAUGGGCUCUCACGACCGAAGCACUAAAUUCCUGGCUGGGUUGAAGCCUGCCCUGGCGGCGACGGUGGAGACAUAUGAGGUCAGGCCAGGAGGUUUCAAGAGAUCGGGGACAAGAGACGCCACAGCUAGCGGCCCUGGCGAGAUGCAGGCGGGCGGAGAGGCAGAGCCAGGGGCAGCAGAAAGAGAUAAUAAGAGAAGAAACAAGAGAAAGAGAGAGAAGGGAAGAGACAAAGACCAAGGCAAAUUGAAGAACAGAAGAUCUGUUUUCAACUGGAGAUGGAUCCUGGAAGGAAUGGAAAGGCAAAAAGUCAAGGAGACGGAGAAGGAUGGAAGGGGGGGGGGGGAGACGGCGUUGGUGGACAAGGGAGGGAUAACAGCCACUGGGCGGCCGUUCAGUGACAACACUUCAGACAACGAGACGAUGCAAGAUUAUGAUGCAGACGAUAGAAACCGCCCAGCAGAAAGAUCAGUUGGAGUCGAAGGCAGGCAGUUGGACCACAGCAGCCAAGCAACGCGGUGGGCUUAG
Messenger RNA from Trichophyton verrucosum HKI 0517, 840 nucleotides. RefSeq lists its product as uncharacterized. Lineage: Eukaryota; Fungi; Ascomycota; Eurotiomycetes; Onygenales; Arthrodermataceae. The transcript has 4 exons. The record is from RefSeq and is a predicted model, not a curated record. Bases 1 to 840 code for a protein of 279 amino acids.